This is a messenger RNA of Arabidopsis lyrata subsp. lyrata, 501 nucleotides long. RefSeq names its product calcium-transporting ATPase 1, chloroplastic. Bases 1 to 501 code for a protein of 166 amino acids. Gene Ontology annotation, molecular function: nucleotide binding; P-type calcium transporter activity. The record is from RefSeq and is a predicted model, not a curated record. The transcript is spliced from 2 exons. NCBI's taxonomy places the organism in Eukaryota, Viridiplantae, Streptophyta, Magnoliopsida, Brassicales, Brassicaceae. Gene Ontology annotation, cellular component: intracellular membrane-bounded organelle.
AUGGGAUCUGCAACAACUAUUUGUAGUGACAAGACUAGAACUCUUACAACAGAUCACAUGACAGUUGUAAAAGCCUGCAUCUGUGAACAAGCCAAAGAGGUUAAUGGAAACAAAACCGAGAUACUGGGAACACCCACAAAAACUGCUCUGCUAGAAUUUGGGUCGUCACUCGGAGGGGACUUCCAGGAAGUAAGACAAGCCUCAAAUGUUGUGAGAGUUGAGCCCUUCAACUCUACAAAGAAAAGAAUGAGAGUUGUCAUUGAGGUGCCUGAAGGACAUUUCUGGGCGCAUUGUAAGGGUGCUUCUGAGAUAGUUUUAGAUUCUUGUGAUAAGUACAUCAACAAAGAUGGUGAAGUUGUUUCCCUUGAUGAAGAAUCUACCAGUCACCUAAAGAACAUAAUCGAGGAAUUUGCUAGUGAAGCACUUCAAACUCUUUGCCUUGCUUAUUUCGAAAUUGGUGAUGAAUUCUCAUUAGAAGCGCGUAUACCAAGUGGCCAAUGA